Molecule: messenger RNA, 1454 nt
Organism: Saitoella complicata NRRL Y-17804
Lineage: Eukaryota; Fungi; Ascomycota; Saitoellomycetes; Saitoellales; Saitoellaceae
Product: Zinc/iron permease
Exons: 2
Biological process (GO): zinc ion transmembrane transport
Cellular component (GO): membrane
Molecular function (GO): zinc ion transmembrane transporter activity
Source: RefSeq, a predicted model, not a curated record
CUCGAUGUCAUUGUCGUCACCAAAUACAGCUGGCGGUCUUCGAGUCGCUUGUGGUGGCUUCGCCUUCUUCGUGAUAUUGAGGCCGUACCCCAAGGCCAUGGUGGUGUUGUCGUUGUCGUUGCCGGGAUUUGUAUGGGCGGUCUCGCGAUAAGGUUAAAGUUGCAGCGCGCGUCGUGCUUGCCUGCCGUGCUGGACGCGUGGGUUGUCUGCUCCGACUCCCGGCGUCACCUGCUGGUUGUUGCUCAGGUUACGUAUCUCACCACCAUGCCCUUGUCAGACGAGGAUCUCCAGGGUUGGAUACUGGCCUGUGCUUCCGGCGUCGCAUGUAUCGUUGGAGCCUCCGUCAUCUUCAGCGACAUCCUGAUUCGUCGCCUUCCAGGUCGGCAUGAUUUCGACAUCAAGACCGAUAAGAAGUUUCUGGUGGGCAGUCUAUCAUUAGGAUCAGGUGUUCUGCUCUAUUCGGCGUUCUUCAAGAUGAUGCCGGAAGCGAAGGGAUGGCUCGAGAGUGGGAUGAGCAAGAAAGCGGCAGGGUGGAUGCUGCAAGGAUCGUUCAUCGCCGGGGUGUUUGUAUGCAUGGUACUGAAUGCCAUCGUACAUGCGCUGACUCCUCAUUCGAUCAUUCAUUGCGGGGAUCAUGACGUUCAUGAGGACAGCGCUGGGGGAGCGUUGAGCGAGACCGGUGAUACAUUGGCACCUCUCCCCAGUCAUCACCACAAUCAUUCACAAGACGACUAUUUCGCACACAACCACAACCAUCAUCAUGACUCUGAGCGCAGGCCGCUCUUGAAUCGCGCUUCGACAAGGUCUAUAGGAAGCAUGCGAUGCGCAGAAGAAAGCGAUCCAAUACGACCAAGUCUCUGCGCAGGAUACAGCAAUCCCUGUUUUACACGGCUCCACAACGGCACAUGUGACUGUCGUAGACAAGCAUCGUCACCUGACAGAAAAGCUCUACAUCCCAAAACUCGGAGACGGCAGUAUUCUAGUGAUUUGGAAGACAUGGUUCAUAGUGAUGCCGAGCAUAGUCAUCAUCAUGAGGAAAGUCACGGCCAUGAGCACCAUCACCACGUUCCGGAGCCACAUAAGGCGAUGAUGGCGAUUGGUAUUCAAACAGCUAUUGCGAUAUCCCUACACAAGCUCCCGGAAGGCAUUGUGACAUUCGUUACGAGUCAUGCGGACAGGAAGCUCGGCUUUGCAGUGUUCCUGGCACUGGCGAUACACAACUUGGCCGAAGGCUUCACCAUAGCUUUCCCGUUAUAUAUCGCGCUUAACAGUCGUCUCAAGGCUUUUGGUGCAGCGAUCUUACUCGGAGCAUGUAGCCAACCUCUUGGAGCGCUUAUUGGUUAUCUUUGGACGAGUAGCUACGAACCGUCACCAGCUCAAGAUGUUGUGUACGGUGUUCUCUUUAGUUCCACGGCAGGCUUCAUGUCCGUAAUUGCUAUUCACAGCAUGUUACC